Molecule: messenger RNA, 3454 nt
Organism: Seriola dumerili (greater amberjack)
Lineage: Eukaryota; Metazoa; Chordata; Actinopteri; Carangiformes; Carangidae
Gene: stard3
Product: StAR related lipid transfer domain containing 3
Exons: 15
Coding region: 134-1489 (451 amino acids)
Cellular component (GO): late endosome
Molecular function (GO): cholesterol binding; cholesterol transfer activity
Source: RefSeq, a predicted model, not a curated record
UUCCUUUCUGGUCGUCUGCGCUUGUUUACAAGUGUUAACUGCAAUAGUGGAGCAGCGGCUCUGGUGAUUAUUUUCUGUCUGUCUUGUGUGCGUCUUGUUAACAACGGGGGGAGUUUCCUGUCUCACCGCAGGAAUGCCGGGUGGAGAGUAUGGGGAGCUUGGGGGCAGUCUCCCUGCCAUCGCCUCCCUGAACGCUUCCUACUCUACUUCUCUGUCCCUCCCUUCCCCGUACGUGUUCGUACCACCUGCAGAGCGCAGGGUCAUCUCUGACGUCCGGCGCACCUUCUGUCUCUUUGUGACGUUCGAUCUGCUCUUCAUCUCACUCCUCUGGAUUAUUGAGCUGAACAUCUCCAGCACAAUCUGGGACAGUUUAGAAAAUGAGGUUGUCCGUUAUAAGUUCAAGUCUUCCUUCUUUGACAUCUUUCUCCUUGCUGUGUUUCGUUUCCUGUGUCUACAAGUGGGUUAUGCUGCUUUUCGGUUAAAGCAUUGGUGGGUUAUUGCGAUUACCACUUUAGUGACCAGUGUCUUCCUUGUUGUCAAGGUUAUCGUAUCUAAUCUCCUAUCCCAGAAUGCCUUUGGCUAUGUUUUGCCCAUCACCUCUUUUGUGGUGGCCUGGCUGGAGACCUGGUUUCUUGACUUUAAGGUGCUCACGCAGGAAGCAGAUGACGAAAGAGCUUACCUAGCAGUGGUGAACGCAGCCUGUGAACGUGCCCCUAUGAUCUAUCCCCGCGCCGUUUCAGACGGACAGUUCUACUCUCCACCUGAAUCUGUCGCAGGCUCUGAAGAGGAUCUGGAUGAGGAGGGUCUCGGGCGCAGAGCUGUCACUGCUCAGGAGAAGGAGUACGUUAGACAGGGUCGUGAGGCCAUGUCCGUGGUGGAACAGAUCCUAGCCCAGGAGGACAACUGGAAAUUUGAAAAAAACAAUGACAUGGGAGACUCUGUCUACACCCUGGAGAUUCCCUUCCAUGGAAAGACUUUCAUUCUCAAGGCCUUUAUGCAGUGUCAGGCUGAGCUCGUGUAUCAGGAGGUAAUUCUGCAACCAGAGAAGAUGGUCCAGUGGAACAAAACCAUUUCUGCCUGCCAGAUCCUCCAGAGGGUUGACGACAACACUCUCAUAUCAUAUGACGUCUCUGCUGGAGCAGCAGGGGGAGUUGUGUCUGCGAGGGACUUUGUUAAUGUCCGACGGGUGGAGCGCAAACGAGACUGCUACCUGUCUGCUGGCAUGGCAACUGAACAUGACGCCAAACCCUCGAGUGGUCGCUAUGUCAGGGGAGAGAAUGGUCCAGGAGGAUUUGUGGUCCUCAAGUCCUGCAGUAACCCGUCCGUCUGCACUUUCAUCUGGAUCCUCAACACAGACUUGAAGGGUCGUCUGCCCCGCUACCUCAUCCACCAGAGUCUGGCCGCCACCAUGUUUGAAUUCAUGUCCCAUUUACGCCAACGUAUCGCUGACCUGCGGCCCUCUCACCGCUCCCACCACCACCUCACUUAAAACAGGAGAGACAUCAAACUGUGCCACAGCUGGUUUGGAGGUAUCACUACUGUUUUUUUUUUUUUUUUUUUUUUUUUUUUUUUUUUUUUUUUUUUUUUAUAAGUAUAUUAAACCCCAAAAAAAGGGGCGUAGCUGUACCCUUGUGAUGCAGCUAAGCUGAAGGGAUGUACUACAGUAACAGAAAAGACUGCACUUCUGAGCAUGGGAGAUGUGAGACAUGUGAUCGCACAUUUCAGGCACAUGAGAAGAGGAGUAAUGUGCUUGUCAAAGACAAUGUUCCUCCUUAUUCUUAGACUUCAUCAAUGUUAUUUUUUAUUUUAAGUGUGAUCACAAACAUACUUUUGAGGUGGACCUGUAAUUAUUUCGCCAUGUCUCUCACCGUGCAAUGAGACCUGCUUUCUGAAGGCAUUUCAUGGCAGGGUGGACUUUACUCAAACAUGAAGACUCAGAUGAAGAUGGAUUGAUCCUCAGUGUGUGGGCAUCUAUUUUACUUUUUACAAAAGAACAGACGCAACAGCGUGACUGAGCCUUAUCUUACUGCACACGUUGUUAGCCAUUGAUUUGCUGCUUUUUUUUUUUUGUCUGUUUUCACUGAAAUGGCUUAAUUAUGUUUCUCUGGUGCACCUGCCCUAAAACAAACUCACAAUUCACAGCCAUAUCCUCAAGAAACAUGUCAUUUGAAUGGGUAAAAGCUGUUUUCCACGAACUUUAUUUUCCCUAACUACACUGUGAUAGAAGGGGAAAGAAGUCACUCGCUGUUAAAGUGCCACUAGAGGGAGACACCACUGAUCCACCCAGCGAAAGGCUCUCAGUUUGACCUCAUCUCCUGUAUCAGGGUGCAAAAAUCUUAUCAGCUAACAUUAUUAGUUAUCUGCUAUUACAGAAGGUUUUUUAACACUGCGUCUGUUUUGCUCUUUGAAAUCAGGCAGGAGGUCAAACCAAGUAUCAAAUCAGGUUAGUGUUAGUUUGUGUUGCAGAGGCAUUAGCAAGCUCAGUUAAAAAAGAAAAAACCAAGAUGAUGGAACUGCUCAUAAAUUAGGAUGCUGGAUGCUGUGCACUUACUAAUGUUGUCGUUUGUGCCAUUAACCUCAAGUGGCCUUGUGGUAAAAAAAAAACAAAAAAAACAAAAAAAAAGUUACUACUGUACUGAUAUGACAUUAGUACUGGGCUCCCCUCAGGCUUGAGAUGCGGUGCUGAAUGAGGGUUUUCUGUCAUUUCUUACAUAUGAAGCAUUAUAUUAUGUGUUUAAUCUUUUAAUGAUAUCACCUCCAGCUUAUUAAGUUUUCUGCACCUCAGUGUUAUGACGAACCUCAGAAAAAUGUCUGAAAUCCUGUUCAAAUUAUGUGGAGUCGAACCAAAGAGAGCAAAUUAUUCUGCUUUUUAAUCUUGAGAAAUACGGCAUGAAGACACUCAGUCAAUAUUUCUAUGGAGCAUAUUUAUGGCUGUAACUGAUGCUGUGAAUGACCACAUCACACUCAAAACAUGGCUACUACGGCUUCGAGGCAUUUUAAUUUGUCAUUUGUGGAACUCUGAAAGGAUUCCUCUUCAUGAAGUCCAGAAUAUGUGCUUAUUGAGAACUGGCUGGGUGCUUUGUCAACAGAAUCUUUUUCUUUUCUUUUUUUAUUAGCUACUUACUGUACAGAAGGAAUGUCAAAUGAAAGUAAUCAAUGAUAUCAACAAUUUGGUGCCUUUAUCACAGUAACAUUACAUGUCGGCCUUUUCUUUUGCUUUGCAUUUAUUUUACUCUGUCAAGUCAAUGCUUCAUACCUUUCACCAAAGGUAUACUGUAUACACAUGAACCCUGCUUAGACAACUUGAGUUAGUGUUUUCCUUUAUUAUAGUUUUUGAAUGUAUUUGUCUAUAGAUUCAUCAAACAUGUUAAUUUAAAAUCAUCACAACUGACCAACAGUUUUUACUGAGUCUUAACUAGUGUCUUAUGUCUAAUAAAAUAUAUGAUACAACCUG